Fraxinus pennsylvanica is the source of this 588-nucleotide messenger RNA. The record is from the annotation of a GenBank genome assembly. Lineage: Eukaryota; Viridiplantae; Streptophyta; Magnoliopsida; Lamiales; Oleaceae.
AUGGCAAGCUCUAUUGUUGGGUCCAAUUGGAAUGGCCUCCAUAUCAAGCCUAGGAUGUCACAAACUAUAUCUUGGAAUUCUAUUACAAAGUUGGACAUUCAAGUUCCCAAAGAUCAAACGCUUUUUGCAUGCAAUAACAACAAAAGGAAAUUUGUGGUCCAUCCUAGCAGCGAGCCUGGAGAUCCGUUGCCUUCCGAACAACCUUCUAGUUCCCCCAGGAGUUGGAUUCUGGGACUUCUUGCAUCAUUAGUCCUACCCUUUGUCACCCACAAAUGGGGUCCAUUAUGGUUACUUAAAAAUAGAAUGGAAUCGGGGAUAGAAACGGUAGAACAAAUAGUGGAAGUUGUCGAAAAGGUGGCGGAGGAAGUUGACAAAAUAGCGGAGGAUAUCGCAGACGAUCUGCCGGAAGGAAAACUCAAAAACAUUGUGGAUAUUGUUGAAGAUGUGGCUGAGAAAACAGCUAAAAGUGCUGAUUCAGUUGAACAUUUUAUUGAUAAGGUUCAUGAAGCAGAAGACAAGGUGGAGUCCUUUAUCGAAUCUCUCAAUGGUGAAGCCAAAAAGUCUUCAAAACAAGCAAAGAAAUUGUAA